Dioscorea cayenensis subsp. rotundata (Guinea yam) is the source of this 1833-nucleotide messenger RNA. Its product is annotated as protein DETOXIFICATION 33-like. NCBI's taxonomy places the organism in Eukaryota, Viridiplantae, Streptophyta, Magnoliopsida, Dioscoreales, Dioscoreaceae. Gene Ontology annotation, biological process: xenobiotic detoxification by transmembrane export across the plasma membrane. Gene Ontology annotation, cellular component: membrane. The coding region runs from base 107 to 1627 and encodes 506 amino acids. Gene Ontology annotation, molecular function: xenobiotic transmembrane transporter activity; antiporter activity. The record is from RefSeq and is a predicted model, not a curated record. The transcript has 9 exons.
AAAAAAAGUCUCAAUCAGAACAACUCCAAAGCAAAUACAACUUUCCUAGUUCAUAAAUAUUCCUUAGAGAGAAAGAAAAGAGAGGGAGAGAGAUCAUUAGCUAGCAAUGGAUGAAGAGCAUGAACACAUACAGACACCUCUCUUAACUCCAAGAGAGCAUCAUGAAGGAGACUUAGAGGAAAUUAGGAGCUUCAGGCAACUUGCAAGGCAGACGUUGAAGGAGAAUAAGAAACUAUGGUACCUCGCCGGACCGGCAAUCUUCACCUCACUGGCUCAGUACUCUCUCGGUGCCGUAACUCAAGUGUUCGCCGGCCAUCUCACCACCUUAGAGCUCGAUGCGGUGUCCACUGAGAACAUGGUCAUUGCUGGCCUUGCUUUCGGUGUUAUGCUGGGCAUGGGAAGUGCACUGGAAACGCUAUGCGGGCAAGCGUAUGGAGCAAAGCAGCUACACAUGCUGGGAGUUUACAUGCAACGUUCAUGGGUCAUCCUCAUCAUAACCUCCCUUUUCUUGUUACCCAUCUACCUUUUUGCAACUCCAGUACUCCAUUUCUUUGGCCAAGACAAUGAGAUCUCAGCUCUGGCUGGCAAAUUCUCACUCUACAUGAUCCCACAACUCUUUGCAUACGCUCUCAACUUUCCCAUCCAGAAGUUCUUGCAAGCUCAGAGCAAAGUCAUGGUCAUGGCCUUUGUGUCUGCUCUUGCUCUGCUGUUUCACGUCUUUCUCAGUUGGCUCUUGCUUGUGGCUUUCAACCUUGGUUUGGUGGGGGCUGCUGUUUCUUUGAACUUAGCUUGGAUGAUUGUGGUGCUUGGCCAGUUUGUGUACAUUGCCAUGGGCUAUUGCCCUGGUGCUUGGAAUGGUUUCAGUUUGGGAGCUUUCAGGGACCUUGGAGCCUUUGCCAGGCUCUCCAUCGCCUCUGGGAUCAUGAUGUGCCUUGAAAUGUGGUUCUAUACAAUCCUUAUCACGCUAGUAGGCCAGUUGCCAAAUCCAAAGAUAGCUGUAGCUGCCAUGUCAACCUGUAUUAACUUGUUGGGGUGGCAGCUGAUGGUGUUCUUUGGUUUCAACGCUGCAAUCAGUGUAAGAAUAUCUAAUGAACUUGGAGCUGGAAGGCCAAGGGCAGCCAAGUUUUCCAUAAUCGUGGUUAUUCUCUCUUCAGUAGUGAUAGGCCUCAUGUUCUUCAUCACAGUAUUGGUUCUGAGAGAUGUGUAUGGAAUUCCAUUCACUAAUAACCCAGAAGUUGUGCAUGCUGUCUCUGAUCUUGCCCUUGUCUUUGCCCUCAGUCUCCUUCUCAACAGUGUCCAACCAGUGUUAACAGGAGUCGCAGUGGGAGCAGGAUGGCAAUGGUUGGUGGCUUAUAUUAACAUUGGAUGCUAUUAUGUUUUUGGCAUUCCAUUAGGGUUUCUCUUGGCCGUUUACUUUAAUUUGGGUGUUAAGGGCAUGUGGAGUGGUAUGCUGGCUGGGGUUUCCUUGCAAACAUUGAUUCUUCUUGGUAUUACAGUGAGAACUAACUGGAACAAAGAGGCAUUAUCAGCUGAGUCUAGAAUAAGAAAAUGGGGAGGAUCUGUGGAUGAACCAAGAACAAUAUUCAAGGAUAUUAAUUUCUUGAAGAGUAAAGAAAUUGGAGUUUGAUUGCAAAGAUCGUGAUCAAUAUAAAUAGAGUGUUGUUUUUGUGAGUGGUUUGAAAAUUUUACCAAUUUGAGAGUUUGCUGAAAUUAAUAAAUGAUAUUGCAGGCUUUUCAUUGGAUUUUGAGUUAAAGAGGAAAAAUUAAUAUUGAAGAAAGUUGUAUUAUUGAUUCGUAUAUGAUUGAUCUUCAUGGUUAGUCACUUUUUAUUUA